GGGUUGCGCUCCCGCGAGUGAUCGAAUAACAAGCAAUGGCUCGUACAAAGCAGACUGCCCGUAAAUCCACUGGUGGAAAGGCUCCAAGAAAGCAGCUGGCUACAAAGGCUGCAAGGAAAAGUGCCCCUUCCACAGGUGGUGUGAAGAAGCCACACAGAUACAGGCCUGGCACUGUCGCUUUGAGAGAAAUCAGAAGAUACCAGAAGUCUACUGAGCUGUUGAUCCGAAAACUGCCAUUCCAGCGACUUGUAAGGGAGAUUGCCCAAGACUUCAAGACUGACUUGAGGUUCCAGAGUGCAGCUAUUGGUGCUCUUCAGGAAGCAAGCGAGGCUUAUCUGGUUGGCCUCUUUGAAGAUACCAACCUGUGUGCCAUUCAUGCCAAGAGAGUAACCAUUAUGCCCAAGGACAUCCAGUUAGCCAGAAGAAUUCGUGGGGAGCGUGCUUAAUUUUUUUGAAUUUUUUUUUUACAAAUUGUACAUAAGUGUGAUGUCUUUUUAUUUUAUAAAGGGUUUGUUAACUGUAGAGUAGUUGUUAGUAAGCAUUUUAUAUGACAUUCCCUUAAUCCUCAGGUUUUUCAGAAAUUUGUAUUUGCAGCUAGUCUACUUUUGUGACCCUCUCAUUUAAACCAUAGUGCAUGCCCACGUCAUUCUUUACAUCAUUUAGUAUCUGUUUAACUCCAUUGUAAAUAAACUUUCCACUACCUCA
This is a messenger RNA of Xenopus laevis (African clawed frog), 705 nucleotides long. It is a transcript of the gene h3c13.S, whose product is annotated as H3 clustered histone 13 S homeolog. NCBI's taxonomy places the organism in Eukaryota, Metazoa, Chordata, Amphibia, Anura, Pipidae. Gene Ontology annotation, molecular function: DNA binding; protein heterodimerization activity; structural constituent of chromatin. The record is from RefSeq and is marked provisional. Gene Ontology annotation, cellular component: nucleus; chromosome; nucleosome.